Phragmites australis (common reed) is the source of this 1981-nucleotide messenger RNA. RefSeq lists its product as uncharacterized. NCBI's taxonomy places the organism in Eukaryota, Viridiplantae, Streptophyta, Magnoliopsida, Poales, Poaceae. The transcript is spliced from 6 exons. The coding region runs from base 135 to 1787 and encodes 550 amino acids. The record is from RefSeq and is a predicted model, not a curated record.
CGUAGCUAAGAGGAGGAGCACCCUGUUUACUAGUCCGCUUUUCCAGAAGCAGAGGAGCUGAGGAAUCACACGUCUUCGCUUCGCUCACCCAGGCCGAUCGAGAGAGGUCACUGUCGAGGCCCCGGCGGCUGGCCAUGGCGACGGCCGCCCCGGCUGCCGGCGCGGACUGCUGGCAGCGCACCGUGGUAGUCGCGACGCUGUCGAGGACCAGCGCCGCCUUCCUCUUCCUCUCCGUCGUCGUCGUCGGAGCGGUCGUGUCGGCUCGCUACAUCAUCACCACCACCGCCGCUUUGCAGGGUCGCCUGACGCGCCUCCCCACCACCGUGGCCAUUCCCGCCGCCGCAGUCCACCCAGAAACACAACACUCGCUGCCGGCGCGGCUGUCCGCACCAGCUCCUCCCCCUUCCCGGCCGCCGCGUCCCACCUACUUCAUCUCCUGCCCCACGCCACCUCUCCGCGCCCUGAACCUCUCCCUCCCCGCCAAAACACCCCAAACCUCGCAAACCCUCGAUCGCGCGCUCUCCUCCUCCUGCCCAUCCUCCCCCAGACCUCUACCACCCGCCGCCUCCCCGUCCUCCAAUUACUCGUGCCCCUCCUACUUCCGCUUCAUCCACGAAGACCUCCGCCCAUGGCGCGACGCGGGAGGGAUCACCCGCGCCAUGCUCGACCGCGCCCGCCUCACCGCCAGCUUCCGCCUCGUCGUGCUCGGCGGGCGCGCUUACGUGCAGCGGUUCCGCCCGGCGUUCCAGACCCGCGACCUCUUCACCAUCUGGGGCGUCCUCCAGCUGCUCCGCCGCUACCCCGGACGCGUCCCCGACCUCGACCUCAUGUUCGACUGCGUCGACUGGCCUGUCGUCCGCGCUCACCUCUACCGCGGGGAGCACGCCAAAGUCAUGCCGCCUCUGUUCCGGUACUGCGGGGAUGAGAGGACGCUGGAUAUCGUCUUCCCGGAUUGGUCGUUCUGGGGAUGGCCGGAGAUCAACAUAAAGCCAUGGGAUGCCAUGCUGGAGGAUUUGAAGGAUGCUAAUAAUAGGGUGAGAUGGUCGGAUAGAAAACCUUACGCUUACUGGAAAGGGAAUCCGUCAGUUUCUGUGACACGGCAGGAAUUGGUUAGGUGUAAUGUCUCUAGCACGCAAGAUUGGAACGCAAGGAUCUACAAUCAGGACUGGUUCAAAGAGAGCAAGGCAGGGUAUAAGCACUCAGGUUUGGGUAGUCAAUGCGCUCACAGGUACAAGAUCUAUAUUGAAGGAUCAGCAUGGUCAAUCAGUCAGAAAUAUAUACUAGCAUGUGAUUCAAUGACACUGUUGGUUACACCAAAAUACUAUGAUUUCUUUUCAAGGUCACUUAUGCCGAUUCAGCAUUAUUGGCCUGUUCGGGAUGACAAUAAAUGUGGCUCCAUAAAAUAUGCUGUUGAUUGGGGCAACUCUCACAAGCAACUGGCACAACGCAUAGGAAAGCAAGCAAGCAAUUUCAUUCAGGAAGAGCUCAGUAUGGACUAUGUUUAUGACUACAUGCUUCACCUUCUAACUGAAUAUGCCAAGCUCCUAAAGUUCAAGCCAACUAAGCCACCUGAAGCUAUUGAGGUCUGUUCUGAGUCUUUGGCCUUCCAAGCUGAAGGCCUCGAGAAGAAGUUUCUUGUGGGAUCCAUGGUGAAGUCGGUCCAUGAUGCAGGUUCAUGUGAUUUGCCUCCUUCCUUUGGCCCUCAUGAACUCAAGAUGCUAAAACAGAGGAAAGAAAAUUCAAUAAAACAGAUUGAAACGUGGGAGCAAAGAGCUUCGAGGGCUUAGAUUGAGCCCUUGACUCUCUCUUUUUUUUAUCCAAGCACAGUCAUAAAUAAUUGGUUGGUUAUUUAGGAUUUAUGAUCUAACUCAGUGUCAUUGUAGUGCUAACAAAUACCAAGCGUUCGUUGACUGAAAUUAUUGUGCAAGCAUCUAGAGAAAUUGAGCAAAUACCAGCCUUUCUUUGGCAGUUUUUUCUUAAA